Molecule: messenger RNA, 3046 nt
Organism: Microcebus murinus (gray mouse lemur)
Lineage: Eukaryota; Metazoa; Chordata; Mammalia; Primates; Cheirogaleidae
Source: RefSeq, a predicted model, not a curated record
AAAGACCCCCCUUUUUGGAGAGCCCUACAAGACAGCGAAAGGUGAUGAGCUGUCCAGCCGGCUACAGAACAUGCUGGGGGACUACGAAGAAGUGAAGGAGUUCUUCACCACCAAGCCCUACCCCCACCGCCCGGAUGCCCCCGAAAGCAGGCCGGGAAAGCCGAAGCACCCGUCGCUGCCCGACAGGGGCGGCGUUCCCGCCACCUCCUUCCACGCCAGCGCCCACCUGCAGUCCCCCCUGGCUCCCGCCUCCGCGCCGCCUCCUGCCGGUGCCCUCAGCCACCACCCGAGGAUGGCGCAGCCGCGGGUGGAGCCGGUGCCAGGGGCCCACGCCAAAAGCUACGGCCCGCCGGACAGCCAGCGCCCGGCCCCGGGCCGCCCCGGCCAGGAGGCGACCGGCUGUCACCGUCACAGGAAGGGUGACCGCAGAGCCGACGGCCAGCACUGUGCUCCUGCGCCCAGCCUGGCCGCGGGAAGGGAACUCUCGCCUUUGAUGUCCUCCCUGCCGUCCCCGAUCCCCCCUCUGUCACCUGUACAUUCCAGCCAGCCAAGUGUCCCCAGGAUGCAGGCGAGCAGCAAGGUCCCUAGCAGCAGCAGCAGCAGCAGCAGCAGCAGCAGCAGCAAAGGCUACUGCCCAGCCCGGUCGCCCCAGGACCUGGCCGUGAAGGUCCACGAGAAGGAGGCCCCCGACGACAGUUUGGGGGCGGCCGCCAGCCUGGGGGUCGCCCCCGCCCAGCCGCCCCCUUCCCAGGCCUUCCCCCCGCCCUCACUGCCCUCGAAGAGCGUGCCCAUGCAGCACAAGCCCACCGCCUACGUGCGGCCCAUGGACGGCCAGGACCAGGCGCCCAGCGAGUCCCCCGAGCUGAAGCCGCCGCCCGGGGACUACCGACAGCAGGCCUUCGAGAAGGCAGACCCGAAGGUUCCCGCCAAAGCCAAGCUGGCCAAGCUGAAGAUGCCCGCGCAGGCGGCCCAGCAGACCUACUCCAAUGAAGUCCAUUGCGUUGAAGAGAUUCUGAAGGAAAUGACCCAUUCGUGGCCACCUCCUCUGACAGCAGUACACACGCCUGGCACAGCCGAGCCCUCCAAAUUUCCUUUCCCCACGAAGGAUUCUCAGCACAUCACUUCUGCAACCCAAAACCAAAAACAAUAUGACACGUCCUCCAAAACCCACUCCAGUUCUCAGCAAGGGACCUCCGUGCUUGAACAUGACCUGCAGCUUAGUGACAGUGAAGACAGUGACAGCGAACAGACCCCAGAGAAGCCGCCUCCCUCAUCUGCACCUCCAAGCGUGCCCCGGUCGCUCCCGGCGACAGCGGCGUCAGCGCAUUCCAGCAGCGGGGAGUCCGAGAGCACCAGCGACUCGGACAGCUCCUCGGACUCGGAGAGCCAGAGCAGCUCAAGUGACAGCGAGGAGAACGAGCCCCUAGAGACCCCGGCUCCCGAGCCCGAGCCUCCGGCGACCAACAAAUGGCAGCUGGACAACUGGCUGACCAAAGUGGGCCCGCCGGCCGCGGCCCCCGAGGUCCCGGCAGUCCCUGAGCCCGCCCGGCGACGCCAGGACAACAAGGACAGUGGUGACAGUGGCUCCUCGAGCCAGGAGCGUGCCGAGUCCAAAGACCCGCCCCCCAGAAGCUCCGGCAAAGCGGCCCGCGUCCCCCCGGAAGGCCCCCAGGCAGGGAAGAGAAGCUUCCAGAAGUCUCCGGCGCGGCAGGAGCCCCCGCAGAGGCAGACGGUGGGCACCAAGCAGCCCAGGAGGCCGGGCAAGGUCCCCGGCCCGGUGGCCGGGCUGCAGGUGGAGAGCGAGCCGGGCCCGCCACCCUGCGGGGCCACCAGGGAGCAGCAGGCGCCCAAGGACAAGCCCAAGGUCAAGACGAAAGGCCGGCCCCGGGCCGCCACCUCGGGGACACCUGGCCCCGGCGACAGGAAGAAGCACAAGGGCUCCCUCCCGGCCCCGUCACCGUCCUCCUCGGCCAAGGCACUCUCCGUCCCGGAGGCCACCAAGGGCAGCGUGGGCGACAGGAGCCCCGGCCCGGCCACCGCGGUCCCCGAGACUCCCAGCCAGGGCAGUGGCCCCAGGACUAGUGGCGGCCACCCCGCUUCGGUCGCCCGGGACGACGGCCGCAGAGACAGACUCCCGCCGCCCCCCAGAGACCCCCGGUCGCUCUCCCCGCUCGGGAACAGUCCCGCCCCGCCGCCCAGCCUGGUGGUGAGGAUCAGCCUGGGCCUCCUCUCCAGGGUCCCCCCGCCGCCCCAGGGGACAGGGAGCAGCCGCCAGAGGAAGCCCCCGCAGCAGCAGGGGGACGGGCAGCCGCCACCCGCAGGGAGGAAGCCCGAUCCCGAGAAGAGGAGCGGGGACAGCUCGAGCAAGGCGGCCAGAAAGAGAAAGGGUGAAGCCGAGAGAGAGCAUGACCACAAAAGAGUCAAAGUGGAGAAAGAAACCAAAUCGCAGUCCUCCUCCUCCUCCUCCUCCUCCUCCUCCCACAAGGAACCUUCUAAAACAAAGAUGCCCCGGCCCUGCGCAGAGCCCUCAAGGAAGGAAAUGCUUCCUCCCCCAGCCUCUCUCAUGGUGCUUCCCUCCAGGAUGCCCCGGCCCUGCGCAGAGCCCUCAAGGAAGGAAAUGCUUCCUCCCCCAGCCGUCUCCUCCUCCUCCUCCUCCUCCUCGUCCUCCGCCGCCGCCUCCCAGAAGCCCGCCAAGCCUGCACACAAGCGGUCCAGGCGGGAAGCCGACGCCUGCGGCCAGGACCCUCCUCAAAGUGCCAGCGGCAGCAAGAGCGGCCACAAGGACUCCUGCGUCCCCAAGCACAGAAAAGUCGAGGGCAAGGGCUCGGGAAGCUCCGGGGGACACAAGUCGGCGCACGGCCUGCGAGGUUCGUGGACGGUCACUGUUGCGGUGGACUCGGGCCUGUACACGGGCCUCCCUUCCAACGUGGCUCAACACGGGAGAAACCGGCCAGGAGGAGAGAGGCGACCCCGACGGACACUGGCCAUGUUCAAGAUGGACUGGCAACGCAUGCUGCGGGACCAGGAGCAGAAGGUACAAGUGUAA